UAGUUUUUCUUUCACAUCAUUUUGUCGCGGACGGGGAAAAUUUUUGGUCGCAGUGAAAUUGAUAGUUUUUUGUUUUGUGAAAUUCUAAUUGGAAAUUAACAAGAACUAAAUAAAAUCAACUAACAGUGUUGAAUGCAGAUUGUGCAUUACCACUGCUAGCGACGGCCAAAAGUAGCCGCACCGCAGACAGUUUCUGGCAAAUCGCUCACCAAGUCACAGCGUAUAACCAAAGCGAAUUUAAAUAGAAGCAACAAACAUGUCUUCGGCUACACAGCACACGGGCAAUCAGCCGGUGGCGCAACAGAAUGGUAAACAGCAGCCAAAUGCAGCCAACGUAGGUGGCACAACCGCCACCAACAACAACAUACACGACAAAGUGGCCGGCGGCAAUGGGGCAGCGGGCAAUGGCGCUGGUGGUGCGAACUCAGACACGCCAUCACAACAAAGCCCCACCAAAAAGACAGGUCUCUCGACCAAAGAACGCGUGAUUGACAGUGUGCCCUUUCCGCCGAGUCGCAAACUAACAGUGGCCGAUGUAUUUGAUGCACGCACCGGUAAGCCACAACAUGACGUACUUAAGCAACAUUUCAUACUCGAGGGACGCAUCGAGGAGGCCGCCGCUUUGCGUAUUAUACAAGAGGGCGCCGCUUUGUUGCGCCAAGAGAAGACCAUGAUCGAUAUCGAGGCACCGGUAACAGUGUGUGGCGACAUACAUGGUCAGUUCUAUGAUUUAAUGAAGUUGUUCGAAAUCGGCGGUUCACCCGCCUCCACCAAGUAUCUCUUCCUGGGCGAUUAUGUGGAUCGAGGUUACUUCAGUAUUGAGUGUGUUUUGUAUUUGUGGUCAUUGAAAAUCACAUACCCGAAUACAUUAUUCUUACUGCGUGGCAAUCACGAAUGCCGACAUUUAACAGAGUACUUCACUUUCAAACAAGAGUGUAAGAUCAAAUACUCGGAACGUGUUUAUGAUGCAUGCAUGGAGGCGUUCGAUUGUUUACCGCUUGCGGCACUAAUGAAUCAACAAUUUCUGUGUGUCCACGGUGGUUUGUCACCGGAAAUCCACGAACUCGAGGAUAUACGUCGUUUGGAUAGAUUUAAGGAGCCACCAGCUUUCGGACCUAUGUGCGAUUUGUUGUGGUCAGAUCCGUUGGAAGAUUUUGGAAAUGAGAAAAAUUCCGACUUCUAUACGCACAACUCCGUGCGCGGCUGUUCGUAUUUCUACAGUUAUGCAGCAUGCUGUGACUUUUUGCAAAAUAACAAUCUUUUAUCGAUUAUACGUGCACACGAGGCGCAGGACGCCGGCUAUCGCAUGUAUCGCAAAAGUCAAACCACUGGGUUCCCAUCGCUAAUUACCAUCUUCUCGGCACCGAAUUAUUUGGAUGUGUACAACAACAAAGCGGCGGUGUUGAAAUAUGAAAAUAAUGUAAUGAACAUCAGACAGUUCAAUUGUUCUCCACAUCCUUACUGGCUUCCCAAUUUCAUGGACGUAUUUACUUGGUCGUUGCCGUUCGUAGGCGAGAAAGUGACUGAGAUGCUGGUGAAUGUAUUGAAUAUUUGCUCGGACGAUGAACUCAUGACCGAGGAGAGUGAAGAGCCGUUGUCCGAUGACGAAGCGGCGUUACGCAAGGAAGUCAUUCGAAAUAAGAUACGUGCCAUCGGUAAAAUGGCACGUGUCUUCUCAGUGUUACGUGAAGAAUCUGAGUCGGUACUGCAAUUGAAGGGACUCACACCAACCGGUGCACUGCCUUUGGGCGCACUAUCCGGUGGCAAGCAGUCGUUGAAGAAUGCGAUGCAAGGCUUCUCGCCCAAUCACAAGAUCACUUCGUUUGCCGAAGCCAAGGGUUUGGAUGCUGUGAACGAGCGCAUGCCGCCGCGACGCGACUCGACGCCAUCGCCCGCCGAGGAGGGACAAAAGUCGUUGUCGGCUGCCGCUGCAGCAGCGGCGAAUGCCAAUGCCAACGCCAAUGCGAAUGCAAUCAAUGGAUAAUUCUAAGUCCGUAGUGUUUUAGUAGCCAUGUAUGUCUGUAUUUAGCCUAAGCGGCCGAUUGCAACGUUACGUUUCAUAAUAACAUUGUGUUUGUUGUACUACGGGUAAUACAUAUAUACGAGUAAACGAGCGGUCUAGCCACCCAGUCACGAGUGGUGCAAAUAUUUGAAGAAGCGAUGAAAUGAGCGUAACUCUUAAGUUAAGAAACAAUUCAAAAGUUGAAAAGAAUGAAAUAUCAAAAUACAAAUUGAAUGAAGCGUGGAGUUGUGUCAAAAGUAUAACAGAAGAAAAAGAAGAAGAAGAAAAUAUUAAACAUAAUUAAAUUAAAUAUAAAUGAAAACAAAAGCAGAAAAAAGGAAAUGAAAGAAGUACAUAGAAAAUUUAAUAAAUAUCUCGUCGUUGUUAUUUCAUCUCGUCCUACUUUCGAUGCACGGUCGGUCGUACGCUAAUUUCUUCAAUGUAACUGAAACUGUGAACGCAUGCGUCGGCGAUGCACAAUUGCAUUGGUGAUCCGUGCUAUAAUGGUAAUAUGUUGUAUUUCCCGUUAGUAUGUAAUACGAACAGUUCAAGUGCAUACACGCCCGCCCGACACAUAGCCAUAAGCAUGGAUGUAUUUGUUUCGGACAGGAGGGCGUGUGUGUGCAGGAGGGAGCUUCACGCAUUGUUGGCGUCGGCGCCGUGCACACUCAUCUGGUGAUCGUUUUGUGGUCUUAUACGUGCCAUCUUCAGUAUAGUCAUACAUACAUACAUACAUAUGUAAUUGCUGCCUUUAUUCGUUCUGUUCGCUCGGUCCUACAUAUAAAUACAUAAAUAUUUUAUCUAAGUCAUAUGUGUAUGCAUUUUCCAAAAAUGCCUAACAAUUAGAAGAAUAAACGUACUUGUAAAGCGAUUUAUUGAUUGUAAAAAAAUAUAUAUAUUUUAGUUAACAUGUAGUUAAAGAAAUAGUAUGUGUACACCCCGUUAAACUGGCAGGGAUGUUGUUGCUAAAAUUGAUUACAUACAUACAUACGUAGUAUAUAUGUAGUAUCUAUAAGAUACAUAUAUACAAAUUUUCUACUUUCUAGCGCUUGCGGAGCGAAACAGUGCAUACUCUCGUUAUAAGAAGUUUGUCCAACGGCACUCACUACGCUCUAUACAUGUAUAACUGCAUAUUGCCUAACUCUCACACACUAUCUCUCUCUCUCUCUCUCUCUCUGUAUCUAUCUAACUCUCAAUUACUUAGACCGAGCCGAAAAAGAAUCUCGAAAUAAUCAUAAAGCUUAGCAAUUUUUAUUUUGGUAUUUUUAUAAUGAUUACAUGUAAUCUAUAUUGAUCUACAAAUUAAUAUUUACAAAUACUAUGCAUAAUAUGAAUAUAUGAAUAAAGAAUGAUUGUUAACCAAUUGUGUGCAGAUCGCAUUAAAAACUGUUUAGUUAAUUGUUAAUCAAUGAAUAGAGACUAUCAUUUUUGGUUUUGUAUAAUUUUCUUUCUAUGUAAGCGAAAUGUAACUAUCUACUAUAAGAAUUUAAUGAAAUUUUUCUUAAAUAAUAUUACAUUUACUUAUAACUGAAAUGUGAAUUUACAAUUAAGAUUAAAGCUAAAUAAAUAAAUAAAAUCAAAUAAAUAAUAAAUGAAUAAGUUAAAUACAACAAAAAUACAAAAAAAAAAAAUAUUUGCAAAACAAAGAGAAUAUGUUGAAACUAUCAACGCAAUCAGCAAAGCAAAUGCUAAGUUAAUAAAAACAAAAUACAUGCAUACAUACUUUUUCAUUAAUUCAUAAUUAUUAAAUAUAAAUAUAAAACUUAUAGCAAUUUGAAGUACUUUACAUUAUAGAAAUACGUACAUAUAACUUUAAAUAUCGCCCAAAGUACAGCAAAGAUAUAACAGUUUAAACCCAUUGCACGAAUACACAAAAUUAUCCAGAGACUUUCGGCAUACAAGCGCUGCAAAAAGUUUUUUUUGAGUUUACAAAAAAAAUCUAAGUGUCUGGUUUUUCGCAAAUUUUGUUUAAUAUUGUUAAAUUUUUAUUUUGUUAUUGUCAAAAAUCACGAGGUGUACGCAGGCAAAAGAAUGCAGUUAAGUUAUCGUUAUCGACUUUAAUAUUUUUGUUUUGUUUACAAUUCGUUAAACAAAUAGCAAUGUAUUUAAUUAAAAAUUUUUCAAUUUGCUAAUUUACGAGCUACUUAAAUUAGUUUUGAUUUAUGAAUAUAUUAAUUGAUGGCACUCAUAAAUCUUGAUCGUAAGUUUGAUAAAGCAAUAUGGCAAGAAAUGUUGUUGCGAUAACACAGCUACGUAUAAGGUUAGGUUGUGAUCAGUGAUAAUUGGAUACAAAUUUUUUUGAAUUUUGUUAUUGAUAAUAGCUUUAGAGAGUGAAAUUUAAAUAAAUUUUGUAUUAAUUUUUUUUUUUCUAAAUUGGCCCAAUUUAUUUUCAAAGAAACAUUUUAUAAAUUCAAUUUGUGAACAGUGAUGAUUGACUAAUAAAUUUUCGCAAGUUUUGUCUGUCCAAAUAGAAUACAUAAUUACUUUAGCCAAAGUAAUUUUAAUAGUUUUAUUUAUUUAUUUUCUUUCUAAAUUAACGUAAUUUGUUUUUCAAAAUAUUUAAAAAUUCUUUAGAAAUUGUUUUUUUUUUUUGGAUCACGAGUAGAAAAGUUAACGAUGCAUUUCAGAUUUAACUAAUGAGCGAACAAACUGCAAUGAUCAAUUUCAAAUAAAUUGAUUUGCGAAUCGAAAAAGUAAUGGAAAAACUUAUAGCCAGCAGUAAAAGAACAGAGCUAAAAUUGUUUGAGACAAAAUUUUUAUUAAUUUGUUCAAAAGUAGAAGUUUCGGGUUUGAAAACUUAACAAUAUUGUGACAGAGAUACUACAUUUCUUGGUACAUUUAUUAUUAUUUUUUUUAGAUCGCGAGUAGAAAAUUUAACGCUGUACAUAUGUACAUAAGAUAAUCGAUGAUCAAUGUCAAAUAAAAGUAAAUUAUAAAACUUAUGAAAAGGAGUAAAAGAACAGAGCUAAAAUUGGUUAAAACAAAUAUAUUUUUUUUAAUUUGUUAGAAAGUAGAAAUUUCGAGUUUUUAAACUUAACAAUAUUGUGAUAAAGAUGAUAAAUUUCCUUUCUUCAAGAUAUUAUCUUUAAAAGUACCAUGAAGGAGUUCUUACAUUUCAUUUCCAAGAAAUCUAAUCUCAAUAUUUUCGUUACGUAAAUAUAGUAAUUUUGCAUAUUUAAUGAAAAUUUCCAAGGAAAAGUUUAUAUUUGUUUUCUGCUAUACAUUACUUACACAUGAUGGAUCAUUUGUUCACUACAUAUGAAUAAUAAAAUAAUAUUUAACUAAUUUAAUGCCUCAAAAUUUAACAUUUGUAUUAAUUACGUUUCCAAUUUAACGGAAAAACAUAUUUUCAUUAAUUUUCAAAUAUUUUUUCUUUUUUACCGUUUUUAUAGCAAAAAGCAGCUGUGAAAGUCUCUAUAGUAAAGUAAAACAACAAGUAAUUCAAACACAUAAUAUCAAAAUAUAGCAUACAUACAUACAUACAUAUAUAUAACAAAUAUACAUAUUAGGAAAUUAUUAUGAAAAAGUGUGUAUUCGUCAGAGAAUGUUGCGAAAAAAGAGUCGCUUAAGCAUCAAGCGUAAAAACUUAUACACAAAAAGGUAGUUUGAGUGAGGGAACCCAUAUAUUGUGAGAAAAAUAAAAUCGAGAACGCCAUAAAUAAAAAAAAAAACAAAAAUUGCAAAGUAGCAGAGAGCACAUCUUCAUUUCUAGAUAAAUCUUAAAAAUUUUUCAAUUUUAUUGUAAAAGUUACAUAUUAAUUACGUAUAUCGUAAAAAAAUAAACAAAAAUAACUUAAUAACAAUCCAAAUCAUAUUGCAAAGCAUUAAAAAGUCAUGCAAAAAGGAAUAAACAAUUAUUAUAAAAACAACAAAUAGCAAAACCAAAAGAAAACAAAAAAGAAAACAAAAAAAUAUUUGCGAGCAAGAAAUUACCUUUUAACGGUAUACAAAUCUUAAUGCAAUCCCUUAUAAAAUUUUUAAAAAUUUAAGUAACAAAACCAAA
Messenger RNA from Bactrocera tryoni, 6005 nucleotides. RefSeq names its product serine/threonine-protein phosphatase 2B catalytic subunit 3 (gene CanA-14F). The transcript has 2 exons. Gene Ontology annotation, biological process: calcineurin-mediated signaling. Gene Ontology annotation, cellular component: cytoplasm; calcineurin complex. The record is from RefSeq and is a predicted model, not a curated record. Gene Ontology annotation, molecular function: calmodulin-dependent protein phosphatase activity; calmodulin binding. The coding region runs from base 257 to 1984 and encodes 575 amino acids. Lineage: Eukaryota; Metazoa; Arthropoda; Insecta; Diptera; Tephritidae.